AUGAGUAGUAGGGGCAUGCUAACUAUAACAUAUGCACUAGAUGAACAAAUUCAAGAUUGGAAGGGGAAAAGUGGCGAAAUUGAUCAAGAAAUGAUUUUAGAUUGUUCUCCUACUAGUUCAAGCUCUUCUACUAGUCCAAAUUCUCCAACUAAUCCUACUAGUCUACUACCAUAUAAAAAACAUCCAUCAUAUGUUGCUUCAUCCACUGAUAAAAAUAAGAAGCCAAAUUCUGUACAAUUUAUUGAUGAUAACAAUACAACAAAUACAGCAAAUUCACCAAUAGCUAGUAGAAGUCCAUCACGAACUAAUACUCCUUUAUCAUAUGUUGCUUCAUUAACUGACAAAAAUAAGAAGCCAAAUUCUAUACAAUUUAUUGAUGAUAACAAUACAAUGAAUACAACAAAUUCACCAAUAGUUAGUAGAAGUUCAUCACAACUUGAUACUCCUUUGUCAUAUAUUAGCUCAUUAACUAAUAAAAAUAAGAGACCAAAUAUUAUGCAAUUUAAUGAUGGUUUUGGAUGUCUAAGUACUGCUGAUUGUGGUGAUCCUGAUCUAGUAUGCGGUGGUGCUGAUGGAACAUGUCAAAUUAAGCAAGGGGCAGAAUGCUAUGGUGGCGACGACGAUGACUUUGAGUGCAUAUAUUUUGUUUGUCGUCGUAAUGUUACAGGUUAUGAGAAGCCAACAUGUCAACUUACUGAUACUCGUCCUUCUGGAACGUUUUGCCUAUUGGAUUAUGCAUGCCAGAGUGGGACAUGUGUUUCAAACGUGUGCAAAUAA
This is a messenger RNA of Entrophospora sp. SA101, 777 nucleotides long. The record is from the annotation of a GenBank genome assembly. Lineage: Eukaryota; Fungi; Glomeromycota; Glomeromycetes; Entrophosporales; Entrophosporaceae.